This is a messenger RNA of Dermacentor silvarum, 3575 nucleotides long. RefSeq lists its product as uncharacterized. Lineage: Eukaryota; Metazoa; Arthropoda; Arachnida; Ixodida; Ixodidae. The record is from RefSeq and is a predicted model, not a curated record. Gene Ontology annotation, molecular function: chitin binding. The transcript has 27 exons. The coding region runs from base 208 to 3507 and encodes 1099 amino acids. Gene Ontology annotation, biological process: carbohydrate metabolic process.
GCGAGCAGGCGCGUGCUGCGUGGCACGAGCUCACGGCGGCGGCUCUGGCUUCGGGUCCGCGAAACGGAACCCCUUCGGCAACGCAGCCCCUGCCGGUCUCGCGCCCACAGAAGGACGACCUGCCCGGCCGCCGCUCGACCGCUCGGUGACGACCAAGCGCCGCCUCACACCCUUGGACUCCGACGGUCGCCAUAAAAAUCUUCCAAGAUGACGGAGAUGUCUGUGGCCGAGCCGGCCCCCGGCGGGGCGGCCGGAGGCAAGCAGGACCCCGUGGUGCCGGAUGCGGUGGUCUACCUAUGCAGCGUCGUCAUCGUCGUCAUGGUGGUGGGCGGAGUGAUCGGUCUGUCCAUUCUCAUGAAGCAGCGACUCGACGUCAACCAGAAUGUUACAACAGCGGCACCAGCCGGUCCGGGGGCACCACCACCCAAAGCGAGAUUAGUGUCGGUCGAGGACUCGGAGUCCAGUGAUUUCAAGGUGUUCAACGAUGAUGAUCCGUUCCAUUACCGUGUCGCUAAGGCAAGAGACGGCUACCACCGGAAGGUUCCCUUCUAUGAAGCGGCGCAUUCAAAACAGAAGGCAAAACGACACAAAAAAGUGCCCACCACGAGGGUAACGAAAGCAAAGAGGAAGACAACGAAGAGAGCGAAGGCUACUACCAAGCACAAGAGCCGCCGGCUACCCGUCACACACGGGGUCAAAACAACGGCGAAACACGGCAAGAGGAAAACUAACGUCGCCCACAAGAAAGAUAAGACAGUGAAGGCCGCCACCGAGGCCACUGCCAUCCGCGAGAUCGGCGCCCUGGAGAACAUCUCGGACGUGGGCGUGGCAGGCAUCGAGAUCAAGGCGAAGAAGAACGCCGCCAAGAACGCCCGAAAUGACACCAUUGGCGGUGACGUAGACAAAGGUGAUGUUCAAGUUUCAGCCAAGAAGAAAGUUUCUGCUAAAGAAAGGAAACGCCAAGCGGUCGUUGAAACUAUGAAAGUUUUCUUGAAGAGUUCAUCGGAAGCUCAGCCACCGAACAUCACUAUAAACAAAUCUCCGCCCGCACCGGACAGCGUCAACCUAAGCGACGUAUCAGACUUCAUCGCCGGCGAUGGCGCUGCUUCCGAGGCGGCGAGCGGUGAUGACGGCGUCGCGGAGCACAAAACCAUUGCUAUCAAACUGAUAAAACCAGCCGAAAUUGAGAAGACAUCCGAAGUCGACAAUGUGGCCUCUCACAACCAAUCUGCACGGGCAGCCGUCAGCGGCUCCUCUGUCAACGGCACGGCAUCCAACACGUCGUCGCUGGGAAACGCGCCCGUCACCAACGAGUCGAGUGACAAGGCAGCGCCUGUCAUUUCAUCGCGAGGCAACACGUCGGACGGCAAUACGUUAGUAGGAAAUACGGUGCUCACCAAUUCCUCCUCGUCCGUGAACAAGAAUUCAGCUAGCCACGUGCCUGAAGCCAAAGAGGAAUUGUCAGCGGACUCAUCUGCAGUCAACAAGUCGCCAAAGUCUGCAUCACCGGUCGAUGAAUCGCCGGUGGUUGAAUCACCUUCUGACUCGAAGUCCGCUGUAGACAGUGCUGGCGCAAACAAGCUGAAACCAGCUAAGCCAUCGGCCGCCAACGGGUCACCCGCAAAGGAUGCGACUGGCAAGGCAGCCAUCAACCAAUCUGUUGGCCAAGGUCCGCAGACUAACGACGCCCAGCCUAUCGACUCAUCUGCAGUCAAGUCGCCAGAGUCGGUAUCACCGGUCGAUGAAUCUCCGGCGGUUGGAUCGCCUGCUGGCUCGAAGUCUUCUGUAGACAUUUCUGGAGCAAACAAGCUGCCACCAGCUAAGCCAUCGGCCACCAACGGGUCACCCGCAAAGGACGCGACUGGCAAGGCAGCGGUCAACCAAUCCGUUGACCGAGGUUCGCAGACCAACAAUGCCCAGCCUCUCGACGCAUCUGCCGCGAGCGACAAGUUGCCAGAGUCUGCAUCACCGGUCGAUGAAUCUCCAGCGAUUGGAUCGCCUGCUGGCUCGAAGUCCCCUGUAGACAUUUCUGAAGCAAACAAGCUGCCUCCAGCUAAGCCAUCGGCCUCCAACGGGUCACCCGCAAAGGAAUCGACUGGCAAGGCAGCGGUCAACCAAUCCGUUGACCGAGGUUCGCAGACCAACAAUGCCCAGCCUCUCGACGCAUCUGCCGCGAGCGACAAGUCGGCGGACAAAUUGGCGCCCGUGAACGAACCACCGGCUAGCGCGCCCUCCGGCGCCGAAAAGCCGGCUGCUGCAAAGUCAGCAGAAAAGUCAGGUGAUGCAGGUUCGGCGGAAAAUAACAAAGGUGAGGCUGCGCUCCCGAACCAAGCCGUUGAAGAGAAACAUACUGACAAAUCAAAAGAUGCGGCUGAGCACGGCGCAGACUCCCUGGCACCCGGCCCGAGCGCCCAGCGACCGCUCUUCUGCGACGUGAGGAAGUCCAUCUUACGGCCGCUGGCGUCUUACUGCACACACAUCCUGUUCGGCCGGCUUUCCCUCGUGACGAGCAAUGGGGUGAUCAUGGUCGGAGACUUCGAUAGUGCCACCCAAGAGCAACUGCAUCUCGCCUCCGUGGUGCGUCCCGGCUGGCCGCACGUCAGCCUGAUGGCCACGCUGGGUGGAGGUGGUGAGAAGAAUGACAUUGCUAUGGCCAAAGCCUUCGAGGCCGGUGAUGCGACACUGGACGCGCUGGCCACCGAGGCGGCGAACCUGGUGCGCAAGCGGGGCCUGGAUGGUCUCAAUGUGCACUGGACAGUGCCGGACCUCGAAGGGGACGUGGAAGCGUAUGCCGUAGGACUGGUUGCCUUCAUCAAGAAACUGCGGAAGGAGCUCGGUCCGUCGUCCAUCAUCACCGUUGUGUUGCCAAGCGAGCCCGAGGAGAGGAACGCGGCCUUCAACGUCAGGGAACUUCAGCCGUUGGUCAACUUCCUGUUCGUGAGCACGCACGACACCUUUAGCCCGUACUCCACGCUCACGCACUUCAACGGGCCGGCGCAGGACAUCGACACUGGAGGCAUGUUCACCGCCAUCGCGGACGUGAUGAAGCAGCUGAACGCCAACCAGUCGCGGCAGCUGUGCUUCACAUUCGGCCUGUCCGGCGUGGCCUACAAGGUGGACGCCGGUGCACCGCUUGCCAAGUACGUGCCCCUGGUCGGAGCAGUCGAACCGAGUAUCGCACAGAGCGCCCCCAACGCCGGCCAGCUGCCAAAGGAAGGACAACCCAUCACGUACGACGAGGUGUGCAAGUUGAACCUGACCUGCCACCGGGCGCAUGUGGAGAAGAGCUGUUACGACAAAGUAGGGGACACGUGGUACGGCUACGUGGACGAAGAAGCCGUCGCCUCCAAGGCCAAGUGGAUCCUAAAGGACGGCUGGGAGAACCUGUGCGUUGUGGCGUGGAACGUGGACGCGGACGAUGUGAAAGGCAGCUGCCGGGGCGACGCGGCGGCGUCCUACCCACUGCUGCGGAGCCUCAGCCAAGCCACCGCGGCCUUGGCAUACUGAAACGCGGCAGCGCGCGACUUCCGUGGAAAGACACACAUCAUCAGUCUCAUCGAAUAAAGUGCCCUCAU